CUGUUGGCGGGAGUCCAUUUUGGAGAGUGGCUGUGCACUCGAUCCAAGCAAGGUCAGCGAGCCUGAGACUCUCACUGUGUGUGCACGUGGACAGCCGGAGUAAAUAACCUGGAGCGCAAUAAAAAGCCUGUCCAGCUGGAGAAACACUCCAAGCUGCAGUGGACAGUUGCAUGGAAGGAUCACUCCACCAGGUCUCUCGCCAUGGUGAACGAGUCCUUCGGCGCCGGCAACGGGGUGGCCGUCCUCGGCAACGGGGCGGCCGUCGUGAGGUCCGACGGCAGCAGCGGCAGCGACAGCUCCAAGGAAAGCUCACGAUGCUCCACCCCUGUCCUCGACACCGAGCGGCACGACCGCCUGUGGGAGAAGAUGCGGAGGCGGCAGGAGUCUGGGGACAAGUGGUUCUCCCUGGAGUUCUUCCCUCCGAGGACGUCCAACGGGGCCGUCAACCUGAUCUCCAGGCUUGAGCGCAUGGGUGCGGGCGGCCCGCUCUUCAUCGAUGUGACCUGGCACCCUGCUGGCGACCCAGGCUCCGACAAGGAAACCUCCUCCAUGAUGAUGGCAAGCACAGCGCUCAACUACUGUGGCCUGGACACUGUCCUCCACAUGACCUGCUGCAACCAGACCAAGGAGAUGAUCACGGCGCACUUGCAGAAGGCCAAGCGGCUAGGUCUCAAGAACAUCAUGGCGCUGCGUGGAGACCCCAUUGGGGAAGAGUGGCAAGAGGAGGUCGAGGGUUUCAACCACGCUGUUGACUUGGUGAAGCACAUCCGUUCUGAGUUCGAGGAUUACUUUGACAUCUGUGUGGCAGGAUACCCCAAGGGACACCCGGAAGCAGAGAGUUACGAGGAGGACUUGAGGCACCUGAAGGAGAAAGUGUCCGCAGGAGCCGACUUCGUCAUAACGCAGCUGUUCUUUAGGUCGGAGACCUUCCUCAAGUUCUUGAAGGACUGCCAGGCUAUUGGCAUCACCUGCCCUGUCGUGCCCGGGAUAUUCCCUAUACAGGGCUAUCAUUCCUUGCGCCAGCUUGUGAAGCUUUCGAAGCUGGAGGUGCCGCAGGAGAUCAAGGACGUCAUAGAGCCCAUCAAGGACAACGACGCGGCAAUCCGCAACUACGGCAUUGAGCUGGCCGUCACCAUGUGCCGGGAGCUGCUGGACAGUGGCCUGGUCCAUGGCCUACAUUUCUACACCCUGAACCGGGAAGUGGCCACCAUAGAGGUCCUCAAGCACCUGGGCCUCUGGAAGGAGGACCCCAGGCGUUCCCUGCCCUGGGCGGUCAGUGCUCACCCCAAACGGCGAGUUGAAGAUGUCCGACCCAUUUUCUGGGCCUCCAGGCCGAAGAGUUACAUCUACCGAACUCAGGAAUGGGAUGAGUUCCCUAAUGGCCGCUGGGGUAACUCAUCCUCCCCAGCCUUUGGGGAUCUGAAGGAUUAUUACCUCUUCUACCUGAAGAGCAAAUCUCCCAGGGACGAGCUGCUGAAGAUGUGGGGCGAGGAACUGACCAGCGAGGAAAGCGUCUUCGAGGUGUUCAGGUGUUACAUCGCCGGAGAGCCCAACAAGGAUGGGCACAAGGUGACCUGCCUGCCUUGGAACGAUGAUCCUCUGGCACCCGAGACCAACCUUAUGAAAGAAGAGCUGGCGAAGGUGAACAGGAGAGGAAUCCUGACCAUCAAUUCCCAGCCGAACAUCAACGGCAAGCCUUCCACCGACUCGAUUGUGGGCUGGGGACCCGACGGAGGCUAUGUCUUCCAGAAGGCCUAUCUGGAGUUCUUCACCUCCAGUGAGAAUGUCCGAGCCCUCCAGACAGUGCUGAAGAACUACGGCCAGCGAGUGAAUUACCACAUUGUCAAUGUCAAGGGUGAGAACAUCACCAACGCACAUGAAAUGCAACCCAACGCCGUAACGUGGGGCAUCUUCCCUGGCAGAGAGAUCAUUCAGCCGACGGUUGUAGACCCGGUUAGCUUCAUGUACUGGAAGGACGAGGCCUUUGCCCUGUGGAUCGAGCAGUGGGCCAAGCUGUACGAAGAGGAGUCGCCCUCCCGCAUGAUUAUCCAGUACAUGCACGACAACUAUUACCUGGUCAACUUGGUGGACAACGACUUCCCCCUGGACAGCUGCCUCUGGCAGGUCUUGGAAGACAUGCACACGCUCUUGAACUGUCUGGAGGAACCGUGAAAAGGAGAAAAGGCACACAGCCUCCCAGAUUUGGCUGGCAGCAAUGUCAAAAACCUUAGGGAUGUGAAGUUGGAACCACAGUGGCCCAGACACUCCUCUAGGGGGCGCCAUUGACUGCAUCUCCCCCCCCCC
This is a messenger RNA of Lacerta agilis (Sand lizard), 2304 nucleotides long. RefSeq names its product methylenetetrahydrofolate reductase (gene MTHFR). Gene Ontology annotation, biological process: tetrahydrofolate interconversion. The transcript has 12 exons. The record is from RefSeq and is a predicted model, not a curated record. Bases 202 to 2172 code for a protein of 656 amino acids. Gene Ontology annotation, cellular component: cytosol. Gene Ontology annotation, molecular function: methylenetetrahydrofolate reductase [NAD(P)H] activity; FAD binding. Lineage: Eukaryota; Metazoa; Chordata; Lepidosauria; Squamata; Lacertidae.